CUUGAGCUCCGCAGUCGGUUGCAUCAUGACUGGCCGAGGGAAAGGCGGUAAAGGGUUGGGCAAAGGCGGCGCCAAGAGACACCGCAAAGUGCUCAGAGACAAUAUCCAGGGCAUCACCAAGCCCGCCAUCCGCCGCCUCGCCCGCCGCGGCGGCGUCAAGCGCAUCUCGGGUCUGAUCUACGAGGAGACCCGCGGGGUGUUGAAGGUCUUCCUGGAGAACGUGAUCAGGGACUCGGUGACUUACACCGAACACGCCAAGCGCAAGACGGUCACCGCUAUGGACGUGGUUUAUGCUCUGAAGCGCCAGGGCCGCACCCUGUACGGGUUCGGGGCUUGAGGGGUUGAGGGAAUGGGAAGGUUUUCACGGCGAAUCCGUUUGAUAAUCGGAUUAAAGACAUAAACAAAAA
Callorhinchus milii (elephant shark) is the source of this 407-nucleotide messenger RNA. Its product is annotated as histone H4-like. Gene Ontology annotation, cellular component: nucleosome. The record is from RefSeq and is a predicted model, not a curated record. Bases 26 to 337 code for a protein of 103 amino acids. Lineage: Eukaryota; Metazoa; Chordata; Chondrichthyes; Chimaeriformes; Callorhinchidae. Gene Ontology annotation, biological process: nucleosome assembly. Gene Ontology annotation, molecular function: DNA binding; structural constituent of chromatin; protein heterodimerization activity. The transcript has a single exon.